AUGAAAAAUUCAAUUAUUAUCGAAUUUUGUAUUUAUUUUCGGUAUCUACGACUUUCUUUUCUGUUCGCAUUGUCCCUUCUUUCUUUCUUUCUUUUUUCCUUUCUUUCUUUCUUUUUUUCUUCCUUUCUUUCUUUCCAUCUUCCUUUCUUUCUUUCUUUCUUUCUUAUCGGUUCGCAUUAUGUCCCUUCUUUCUUUCUUUCUUUCUUUCUUUCUUAUCUGUUCGUAUUAUGUCCCUUCUUUCUUUCUUUCUUUCUUUCUUUCUUAUCCGUUCGCAUUAUGUCCCUUCUUUCUUUCUUUCUUUCUUUCUUUCUUUCUUUCUUUCUUAUCUGUUUGCAUUAUGUCCCUUCUUUCUUUCUUUUUUCUUUUUUUCUUUCUUUCUUUCUUUCUUUCUUUCUUAUCCGUUCGCAUUAUGUCCCUUCUUUCUUUCUUUCUUUCUUUCUUCCUUUCUUUCUUUCUUUCUUUCUUUCUUUCUUAUCUGUUUGCAUUAUGUCCCUUCUUUCUUUCUUUUUUUCUUUUUUUCUUUUUUUCUUUCUUUCUUUCUUUCUUUCUUUCUUUCUUUCUUUCCAUCUUCCUUUCUUUCUUUCUUUCUUUCUUUCUUAUCGGUUCGCAUUAUGUCCCUUCUUUCUUUCUUUCUUUCUUUCUUUCUUUCUUUGUUAUCCGUUCGCAUUAUGUCCCUUCUUUCUUUCUUUUUUUCUUUCUUUCUUUCUUUCUUUCUUUCUUUCUUUCUUAUCUGUUUGCAUUAUGUCCCUUCUUUCUUUCUUUUUUCUUUUUUUCUUUCUUUCUUUCUUUUUUUUUUUCUUUCUUUUCUUAUCCGUUCGCAUUAUGUCCCUUCUUUCUUUCUUUUUUCUUUCUUUCUUUCUUUCUUUCUUUCUUUCUUAUCUGUUUGCAUUAUGUCCCUUCUUUCUUUCUUUUUUUUUUCUUUCUUUCUUUCUUUCUUUCUUUCUUUCUUUCUUUCUUAUCCGUUCGCAUUAUGUCCCUUUCUUUCUUUUUUUUUUCUUUCUUUCUUUCUUUCUUUCUUUCUUUCUUUCUUUCUUAUCUGUUUGCAUUAUGUCCCUUCUUUCUUUCUUUUUUCUUUCUUUCUUUCUUUCUUUCUUUCUUUCUUUCUUUCAUAUCUGUUCGCAUUAUGUCCCUUCUUUCUUUCUUUCUUUCUUUCUUUCUUUAUUUAUUUUUAUGCUCGCACUAUGUCUCAUCUUUUUUCUUUCUUUCUUUCUUUUUUUCUUUCUUUCUUUCUUUCUUUCUGUUCGCAUUAUGUCCCUUCUUUCUUUCUUUCUUUUUAUGUUUGAACAAUGUCCCAUCUUUUUUUCUUUCUUUCUUUCUUUCUUUCUUUGGUUUUCUUUUUGUUAG
This is a messenger RNA of Acanthosepion pharaonis, 1344 nucleotides long. The record is from the annotation of a GenBank genome assembly. NCBI's taxonomy places the organism in Eukaryota, Metazoa, Mollusca, Cephalopoda, Sepiida, Sepiidae.